Octopus bimaculoides (California two-spot octopus) is the source of this 666-nucleotide messenger RNA. RefSeq lists its product as uncharacterized. Gene Ontology annotation, biological process: proteolysis. The record is from RefSeq and is a predicted model, not a curated record. Lineage: Eukaryota; Metazoa; Mollusca; Cephalopoda; Octopoda; Octopodidae. Gene Ontology annotation, molecular function: serine-type endopeptidase activity; protein binding. Gene Ontology annotation, cellular component: plasma membrane.
AUGAGGAGCCACACCAAGUUCCACAGCUGCAAACCUGGUUGGAUUUCUGGUCCAAGUGGUUGCUAUCGUUUGUUUAUUGGCAAUGCUCGAAGACUCAAUGCCAAAGAAAUGUGUUACACUCAUGAUAGUCAUUUAGUAAUUAUUGACAGUUUAGAAGAAAAUAAGUUUCUUUCAGUUUUACUUCAGACCAAUAAUGAUAACCAUGUCUGGUUGACAGAUGGUCUCAUGUUUAGAAAGAGAUGGACAUGGAGAUCUCACGUUAAAGUCAUAUCUACUUUCUAUUGGUUUCCUGGAUGGAUGCCUAAUAAGGAGUUUGCAGAGCCAAGCAAAAGAGGGAGAUGUAUUAGUUUAUCCAAUAUGUUUGAGUAUAAUGGAAAACUGUAUAUGACUACUUACUUCUUCUGGAAGGUAACUAACUGUAACUCAGUCACAGGUUUUAUCUGUGAACGGAAGAAAACACCUCAUAUCACAGAAGUUACUGAUACUGUCCUUAUUCCUGGUCUUACCAUUGUUGUUUUAACUAUUGUCGCUGCUAAUGUCAUUGUUCUUAAUUUGUAUAAAGCUAAUGUCAUCUGUGCAGCUAUUGUUUCUGCAAACGUUGUCGUUGUCUUCCUGUUGCUAUUGUCAUUGUUUUCCUUAUUAAAUGCAACUUGGGAUUAUUCAUGA